UAAAGAAGGUUGCCAAAAAAUUAAAGAGUUUGUGGAGGGGGAAGUUAGUAAGGAUUUACAAAAACAUGCCCGAAAACUUGCUACUGAAAGUGACAUGGCUCGGCAUGACCUUACAGCUCUUAAUGAACAAUUAAUAGGAAACGAAAUUGGUGAGGAUUAUGAAUCAUCCUCGGAUUGUUGCGAAGAUACACCUAUUCC
This is a messenger RNA of Racocetra persica, 198 nucleotides long. The record is from the annotation of a GenBank genome assembly. NCBI's taxonomy places the organism in Eukaryota, Fungi, Glomeromycota, Glomeromycetes, Diversisporales, Gigasporaceae.